Molecule: messenger RNA, 1224 nt
Organism: Solanum pennellii
Lineage: Eukaryota; Viridiplantae; Streptophyta; Magnoliopsida; Solanales; Solanaceae
Product: 28 kDa ribonucleoprotein, chloroplastic
Exons: 4
Coding region: 81-938 (285 amino acids)
Cellular component (GO): cytosol
Molecular function (GO): mRNA binding
Source: RefSeq, a predicted model, not a curated record
AAGAAAAUGAAAUGACUAUUAUACCCUUGCAAUAUCUUUUGUGACCUUCCCUUAGCUUCAAGCUUUGUGUAACACAAACAAUGGCUGCAAUUGAAUUAGCAGCAUCCUCAAUUUUUUCAUAUCCUCCUUCUUCCUCCUCUUAUCUAAAAUUCCCAUUGUUUCCCAAUUCAAUUAAAAUCCAAAAUUACAACCAUUCUCUUAAUCUUUCUCUAAAAUCCAUUCUUUAUCCUCUUCCUCUUCCUUCAAGAAAACAAUGCACCCAACUUAACUGCUCAGCAGUUGAAGUCACUGAACCUGUAACAGUACAAGAAGAGAAAACAGAGAAACCCCAGAAAAAUAAUCAAAGAAGAAAGCUUUUUGUUCUAAACUUACCAUGGUCUUUGACUGUUGCUGAUAUCAAGAACAUCUUUGCUGAAUGUGGAAUUGUUGAUGAUGUUGAGAUUAUAAAGACCAAAGAUGGAAAGAGUAGAGGAUUUGCCUUUGUGACAAUGUCUUCUGGGGAAGAAGCUCAAGCUGCAAUUGACAAAUUGGAUUCUUAUGAAGUAUCAGGAAGAAUCAUCAGGGUAGAAUUUGCGAAGCGAUUUAAGAAACCUCCAGGAGCUCCUCCUCCUUCAACUCCUCCCCAAGGGGAAGCACGACAUAAACUUUAUGUUUCUAAUCUUGCAUGGAAAGUGAGGUCUACCCAACUAAGAGAAUUCUUCUCAGCAAACAACAAUCCAAUUUCAGCUAGGGUUAUUUUUGACAAUGCUUCAGGAAGAGCUGCUGGGUAUGGUUUCGUAACCUUUGACACAAAAGAACAAGCAGAGGCUGCACUAUCUGCUUUAGAUGGAAAGGAACUGAUGGGCCGGCCAAUUCGCUUGAAAUUCAGUGAAAGGGAUGCUGAUGGAUCUGAAAACAAGGAAGAAGCACCGACUCAGGAAAAUCCUGAAGAGCCAUAGAUGACUCCGGUGAUUAUACUUCUAUGGAUCAUCAAGGUCCUGUUUAAACCAGACUUCUCUUCUACUUGUGCAAAUAGUUGCUGACUGUUACAUGAUAACCAUAUUUUUUGUAGACUCCAAAUAUAUUUUAUUUGACGUGUUUGUUUGGUCAUACUUUGGUGACCAUUUAUCUUGUUUCCCUGUUUAUUGGUUCCUAAAGUGUCACUGAUGUUUUUGUUUUAUAAUGUCAAUCUUCAUGAGAAAAAUGUAAAGAUAGGUAUUAUUAGUCAAGUUUUGCAUUACAUUA